Messenger RNA from Danaus chrysippus (African queen), 552 nucleotides. The record is from the annotation of a GenBank genome assembly. NCBI's taxonomy places the organism in Eukaryota, Metazoa, Arthropoda, Insecta, Lepidoptera, Nymphalidae.
AUGGCGUACUUUGGUUUUGAUAGAACCGCUAUAGAUUGGUUUGCAAGCUAUUUAUCUAAUAGAAGACAAUCAGUGGAAUUAAUAGGUGAAGAUGGUACCAUAGCUUGUUCACCUUGUUGUCCAGUAACACGAGGCUUGCCCCAAGUUAAAAUGGCUGCAAACACUUUUACCCUGUCAGUGUUAGCCGUGCUAAUCAUUUCAGUGGGUGUCAGCGCCAAACGAGGCUGCUCCUCAUUUGGACAUUCCUGUUUCGGGGGACACGGAAAGAGAUCUGAUUCUGGAAUGGAUAAUGAGCUGACCCGUCAGCAGGCUGGUCAGGAGGAGAUUCCCCCACACCCUGGCUACCCGCACUCUUAUAUACUGCCUGAUGACGUCAUACCCAUUAGGGAUGGAGGCAAGUUGAAUAGUCAUAGUUGUGUCUUCGACCGCGAGGAAAACAAUGCUAGAGAUGUGGUCAAGAUGAAGCUGCAUAAUUUACUGAAGUACUGGAUGGACAAUUACCGAAGGUCAAGAUUGAACGACGAAGAUGGAUACGUGAUCGGUUCUUUGUAA